AUGGAAGUACAUCAAUGUAAAUGGCAGAUAAGUAAUGAAUAGAACAAGAACAAUAAAAAUUAUAGAUAUGGCAGAGCAAUAAAUUACGAACUAGUGGUAAUUCAUACAAAAGAUUAGACACACUAAAGAUACGCAUUGACCAUACCAUGUGAGUUUUCAGUAGACCACGAGUAGGCCGGCCACGUCUUCUCUCGCGACUUGUUCAAAUUACUUGGUAAAAGAUAAUUAAACUUGUUCAGCAGCUAUUGCCCUCCUUGGAAACCAGAAGCGAUGUCACGCGUACUGGCCUGGAACGAAGACAACCGUCAGCUUUGUACAAAGCAAGACCUCUGGUGCAAACGUUGAUGCUAACAUGCAAUCUGAUGUAUCGAUGCUAAGCAUCGUCUACCACUUUACAUCUGUGUCACAUGACAUCACACAGAGAUAUGAUGCUCUGACCAACUCUACUGUACCGCACGUGACACCGCUGCGCAGCCAAUGCCAGACUAAGCUGUCAGAAUCUUCUGAAUCUGAAUUACUGAAUAAACUUUGCAGACUUGAUAUCGAAAUUUAA
Molecule: messenger RNA, 553 nt
Organism: Heterotrigona itama
Lineage: Eukaryota; Metazoa; Arthropoda; Insecta; Hymenoptera; Apidae
Source: the annotation of a GenBank genome assembly